UCACCCAAAUGAUACAAUGUCAGUGCUUUUUUCCAGCAGUUUGCGUGUCCGUCUCCCAGUGCUGAUACUUGUCCUGGAGGUUCUUCUGCUGCUGCUUUUUUCACUCUUUGUCACUUAUGAUGAGCAUGCACAUGCUUUGGCUCAAACCAAUGCAACUGACCAUAUGAAGAAUGAAGUUUACAGAGUGUAUCCCUUUUUUGCUGACGUGCAGGUUAUGAUUUUUAUUGGCUUUGCUUGUCUUCUUGCUUUUAUGAGGCUCUACGGUUUUGGGGGUGUUGUUUUCAACUUCCUGACAGCAACCUUCUCAGUCCAAUGGGCUAUAAUCAUUCAAGGCUUUUGUCACUUUUAUCAUGAUGGAAAGAUCCAUAUUGGUGUAUUUAACUUCAUUAAUGCUGAGUUUGCCUGUGCUGUGGUUCUGAUUUCAUUUGGAGCCGUUCUUGGUAAAACUAGCCCUGUACAGCUGCUUAUCAUGGCUCUCCUGGAGAUACCCAUAUUUGCAGUGACAGAUUGGCUAAUUGUCACUUAUCUUAAGAUUAAUGAUGCAGGCGGCUCCAUUGUGAUCCACAUUUUUGCCUGCUAUUUUGGACUUGGAGUGACUAGAAUGCUUUACAGGCCUUCUCUUAAUGAUGGGCAUGCUAACCUUACAACAUCAUACCAAUCAGACAUACUAUCUGUUCUUGGAACUCUCUUUCUCUGGGUCUUUUGGCCUUCUUUCAACAGUGCUCUGACUUUGCCAGGAGAUGACCAGCAUCGAGCUAUAAUUCACACUUUCAUUGGCCUGAGCUCUUCAACUUUGACUGCGUUUGCCCUUUCUGCUCUACUGGAUAAAAAGGGAAAAUUAAGCAUGAGUGACAUUCAGAAUGUAACUUUAGCUGGUGGCGUCACAGUGGGAGCUACGGUAGAUAUGAUGGUCACACCUGCAUGUGCUUUUGCUCUGGGAGUUGUUGGUUGUUGCGCAUGCAUGCUGGGCUAUAAAUACUUAACUCCUUUCAUGGCUACCAAAUUAAAAAUUCAAGACCAAUGUGGGAUCCAUAACCUCCAUGGCCUGACUGGACUUAUCUCGACACUGGCAGCUAUCAUUGCUAUUCUCAUGGCUAAUGAAGACACAUAUGGCUUAAGUUUUUAUGAGACAUUCCGUUAUAGAGCGCCAACUGCAGAAGAUCCAAAGCUGAAAGAGCUUCAAAGUGUAUUUCCAGAUAUUCAACCCGGAGAAGGUCGUAGUGCCUCUCAGCAAGCAAUUUAUCAAGUGGCAGCAUUAGGACUUGCUCUUGCCACAUCUGUACUGGGAGGCUUACUCACUGGAGCCAUCUUAAAGCUGCCAUUCCUGUCUCAACCAACUGAUGAUUACUGCUUUGAUGACAGAGUUUACUUUGAGGUUCCAAACGACUUUGAUGCAGCUUCAACGCCAGUAAACACUUACAACAUGGAAGACUUAAAAGUAUAAACAAUAAAAUGUAGAUUUAAAAAAAUGGUAUAAGCAGAGUGAAUUGCUUACUCUUUAGGCACUGUCUCACAGUGUACAAUUCUCUAGUAAUUCAUUUUUCAUAUUGAAAUUUAACCAAAUCAGUUUUUCAGCUAAAAAAAUGAAGCCUUACUCGGCAAUCUCAGAAAUAAAUAUUUCAUGCUAAGCUGUGAUUUGGGAUCCCAGGUGCCUCUUGAUAUGGUGGUGCUCAGUCUAGUAUCUAUGUUGCAUUAUAUAGAAAGUUUGUCUUCUAAUUUAUUAAAUAAAUAAAUCUUGAUUAGCAUUUUGAGGAUAAUGCAUAAAGUGCAUAACAAGUUUUAAUUUUUGCAUUGUAUUUUGAUGACUAUGCCUAUGAUAUAUGGUGCACUAUGAUCUUUGUUAUUUAAUUUAUUUUCUUUGCCAAUGAUAUUUUGAUUAACUGCAUCUACAUUUUUGGGGGUAUGCCAUUUUCAUCCACACAUUUCCUGUACCUGUUCAAUCCAGUUUUUCAUGGGAAGCUGAAAGCUAUCCUGAAAGUUCCAGAUCCAGUGAAAUAUUAAACCUGGACAAGACACAAACUGUUAUAACGUGUGUUAUAGGCAUUCACUGUUAGUCCUGGCUGAGGUUUAAAGAGGUUUGAUGUCUCUUAUGUUCAAUUUAAUCUUUCUGUUGAUUAUGCACAUCUUUCUUUAUUUUUGUUUUGUUUAUGUAUAAAACCUGCCUGUAUGUUCCUUGUGUUUUGUGGGGGGUCCUCCAAGAGCCAGGGCCACCUGCCGAUAACCUCCAGGAACUGCCCUGAGUUUCUACAGUACUUUUUAAUAUUUCUAGGCUUUUUAACCUUCUGUUCUGCGUUUUGACCACACUUUGGAUUUGUGAUUUUUUGGGUCAAUGUAUCUUUGGGACUGCCUUAUUGUCUAGAGCAAUUCAAUUUUGCCUUUGUGCUCCAUGAAGGUUCAUAGUCAUUGGAAUACUUAUUGUGAAUAAUAAACCUUUUAUUUUAUAAAGAUUUAGUGCUUGCCCUUAUUACCAGCCAGGGUUUGACAGUUAUAUCCCCCUCUAGUGAGCAUUUUGGAUGGGCUUUUGGAAUUUAUUAGGAUUUAUGUGCUUUGGAACUCCUAUUUCAUGACAGGAUGUGCCAAUUAUGAAUAUCAGACAUUAGCACUGAAGUUUACCUCUUAAAAGUUUUCUAAUGUCAGUAUAAUACCAAAUGUCUAAUCAUUCAGACUUAAACACAUUUUACCCUUUGCUGAUCACUUAUAUACUUAAUUCUGUCUGCUAUUGUUAGUAGGGAAGGAUGUAAUAUAUGCUAAAUGAAAGGCAUCUCAAAUCUUGAUACUAUAUACAGUGCAUCCGGAAAGUAUUCACAGCACAUCACUUUUUCCACAUUUUGUUAUGUUACAGCCUUAUUCCAAAAUGGAUUAAAUUCAUUUUUUCCUCAGAAUUCUACACACAAC
Erpetoichthys calabaricus (reedfish) is the source of this 2895-nucleotide messenger RNA. It is a transcript of the gene rh50, whose product is annotated as Rh50-like protein. Gene Ontology annotation, molecular function: ammonium channel activity. Gene Ontology annotation, biological process: ammonium homeostasis; ammonium transmembrane transport. NCBI's taxonomy places the organism in Eukaryota, Metazoa, Chordata, Cladistia, Polypteriformes, Polypteridae. The transcript has a single exon. Gene Ontology annotation, cellular component: plasma membrane. The coding region runs from base 17 to 1444 and encodes 475 amino acids. The record is from RefSeq and is a predicted model, not a curated record.